Molecule: messenger RNA, 1679 nt
Organism: Thermothelomyces thermophilus ATCC 42464
Lineage: Eukaryota; Fungi; Ascomycota; Sordariomycetes; Sordariales; Chaetomiaceae
Product: histone acetyltransferase ESA1-like protein
Exons: 2
Coding region: 79-1578 (499 amino acids)
Biological process (GO): regulation of DNA-templated transcription
Molecular function (GO): histone acetyltransferase activity
Source: RefSeq, a predicted model, not a curated record
CCCAAAGCCAAAACACUCGAACUUCCCGUUCAGCAUCAAGUGUCAUCACGAAUCGCCGUUAUUCCAUCAACAUUCAUCAUGAGUCCGGGCGCUACUAACGGAGAAGCCGAGGUCGGAUCAAAUGAACCAAUGCAGAAGAGCAAGGCGACGCCCGAUACGCUCAAGAUCGGAUGCAUCGCCCUCGUCACCAAAGAUGGGCAACCACGGCGCGCCGAGAUCCUCAGCAUAAGGGAAACCAAAAGUGGCAAGCAAUUCUAUUGCAACUUUGAUAACUUCAACAAGCGAUUAGACGAAUGGGUUACGGUUGAUAGGAUCGACUUCGAUCAGGAUGUUGAGUGGCCCAACCCGGACAAAGACAAACUGAAGGACGCCAAGAACAAGAAGACGGGAGCGGUAUCCAAAAAGUCACAACCAUCGAAGAAGACGCAGAAGAGAAUUGGCAAGCGGGAGCAGUCCGUCGCGUCAGAAGGCCAGACACCACAUCAGUGGACCGAGUCUGCCGACGGGCAAAACAAGCCAGAUGGGGAAGACGGAGCGAAUGCGAGCUUAGAGGUCGGGGCCACGCCCGGCGUCGGCCCCGACGAGAUGGAACUGGACGAGGACGAGACGCCGGCCAGCGCCGCCAAGAAAGAAAAGGCGCAGCCGUUCAGCCGCGAGCAGGAGAUCGAGAAGUUGCGGACCUCGGGCUCUAUGACGCAGAAUCCCGCCGAGAUUUCCCGCAUCCGGAACAUCAACAAGGUAGAGUUCGGGCGGUACGUGCUCUUUCCUUGGUACUUCUCGCCAUAUCCAGAGGCCUUCAGCCAGGAGGACUGCAUCUAUAUCUGCGAGUUCUGCCUGAGCUACUUCGGCAACCUGAAAUCCUUCACGCGACACCGCACAAAGUGCACACUACAACAUCCGCCGGGGAACGAGAUCUACCGGGACGAUUUCAUAUCAUUUUUCGAGAUUGACGGCAGGCGGCAGCGGACAUGGUGCCGGAACCUGUGUCUCCUAUGCAAGAUGUUUUUGGACCACAAGACGCUUUACUACGAUGUGGAUCCCUUCCUCUUCUAUGUCAUGACGUCUAGGGACGAGAAGGGGUCGCACAUCAUUGGUUUCUUCUCCAAAGAGAAAGAGAGUGCGGACGGAUACAACGUGGCCUGUAUCCUGACACUACCACCGUACCAGCGCAAGGGGUACGGUCGGCUGCUCAUCCAGUUCUCGUACGAGCUAUCCAAGAUCGAGGGCAAGCUCGGGUCGCCCGAGAAGCCGCUUUCUGAUCUGGGUCUGCUGAGUUACCGGCAAUACUGGGCGGAGAACAUCAUUGAUCUGCUGCUUGGAUACAGCGAGAGCGGGGAGAAGUGCACGAUUGAGACCAUUGCAACACGGCUCGCCAUGACGACCCAGGACGUCGAGCACACCCUGCAGGCGCUCAAGAUGCAGGUGUACCACAAAGGGGAGCACAAAAUCGUGAUACCAGAGAAGCUCCUGAAGCAGCGGGAGAAGUCGAGAGCGAAGCAGAAGCGCGUGAUCGACCCGUCGAGGAUCCAGUGGAAACCUCCGGUCUUCACUGCGGCCAACAGGACAUGGGGAUGGUAGUCGUGUAAAACGCGUUGUUUGCUACCAAUUAUUGUUGGACGAGUUGGAAAGAGUAGGCGCUGGAUUCAUAUACCCAUUGAUGACAUUCAGAUUUGCAGCAG